Messenger RNA from Pelodiscus sinensis (Chinese soft-shelled turtle), 3379 nucleotides. The record is from RefSeq and is a predicted model, not a curated record. Lineage: Eukaryota; Metazoa; Chordata; Testudines; Trionychidae.
GAACAUAAUUGCUAGACUGGAUCAUAAAAGUGGUCCGUGUAGUGUCACCUCGCUGACUGCAGAACUAUGUGCCACAGAAGAGGGUGUAAACGUAGCAUGAGCAUGACAGAGGGAAGAAACUCUUUAUAGUGGCACCUUCUGUGGCUGCAUUUUCUGAGGCUGCCUGUGUGGAGGCACACCAGAGAGAAGAGAUGUUGAAUUGAUUUUGGGAGUGUGUGUUGUGAGACUGAGAGCGAACAGAGCUUGGAUAGUCUGGAGGUAACCGCUCAGGACAGAAAAUUCUAAGAGUCAUGUAGAUGAACAUUUUGGAACUGGAAGGAUUUUCUACUGAAUGGACCCAAUCGGGAGAGGACAACUUAGCCUGAACUGAUGCAGCACGGAACCUAAUAACCAGCUCAGCUUCUGACAUGAAGAAAGAUAUAGAGACCUUAAUAGCAGAGGAGAGAGCAGAGAUCAUCGCCAAGUAUGAAAAGGGAAGGCAGGAAGGAGCUAAGAUUGACCCAUGGGAGGAUGCUGAUUUCGCGCUCUAUAAAGUCACAGACAGAUUUGGAUUUCUGCAUGAGCAUGAGCUACCGACCCGCAGCGCACUGGAAGAGAAGCAAAAACUGCAGGAGAUUGAACGAGUGGACAAAUGGCUGAAGAUGUUGAAGAAAUGGGGCAAAUACAGAAACAGUGACAAGAUGUUCCGCAGGGUUUAUAAAGGGAUCCCCCUGCAGGUGCGAGGCCCGGUCUGGUCCUUCCUACUAGACAUUGAGAAGAUGAAGACUGAGAAUGAAGGAAAAUAUGAGAAAAUGAAAGAACAAGCCAGGAUCUUCUCAUCAGAAAUCAAGCAGAUAGACCUAGAUGUCAACCGCACCUUUCGAAACCACAUCAUGUUCCGGGAUCGCUAUGGUGUUAAGCAGCAAGAGUUGUUCCAUGUCCUUUCAGCAUACUCUGUUUACAACACAGAAGUGAGCUACUGCCAAGGGAUGAGUCAAAUUGCUGCCAUCCUGCUGAUGUAUUUAAAUGAAGAAGAUGCCUUUUGGGCACUGGCACAACUGCUGACCAAUCAGAAGCACGCAAUGCAUGGAUUUUUCAUUCCCGGGUUCCCAAAGCUGCAGAGAUUUCAGGCCCAUCAUGAGCAGAUUUUAAGCAAGCUAUUUCCGAAGCUGAAGAAGCACAUGGACAAGGAGCAGAUGACGACGGGAAUUUAUACAACCAAGUGGUUCCUGCAGUGCUUCAUUGACCGGACACCCUUCACUCUCACCUUGCGGUUGUGGGAUAUCUACAUCCUGGAAGGAGAACGGGUGCUGACCGCCAUGGCCUAUACCAUCCUGAAGCUGCACAAAAAACGCUUACUGAAGAUGUCCCUGGAGGACUUACGGGAAUUCCUGCAGGAGAGAAUUUCUGCUUCUCUGCAUUAUGAAGAUGAUAUAAUUAUUGAACAAUUGCAAAUGUCCAUGAAUGAACUGCGCAAAAUGAAAUUUGACCUUCCACCCCCAGCAAAACCUGAAGAAUUCCCCAAGAAACCACUGGGGCUGGAGCUGUCUCUGAAUCUCCUGGCACUGAAGCCCAGCCUCACAGUGAAUGGUCAGAAUAAGGCUGCCACUGACCUCGAUUCUGGCCGAGGCAUAAAACUGUCCUCUCCGAACAACAGCCCUGCGCCUCCGAAUGAAACUAUUGGUCAUGCAAAGGCAGCAACGAACGACAGGCUCCCUCUGCAGCAGGAUGGGCCUCCCUUGCCAGCAGCCGCAACAGAUGUGCCUCAGCAUCCAUUACAGGGCCAGCAGCAACACCAAGAGGAAAACCAGCAUGGAGAAGAAAAUCAGGUGGAGUCCCCAAAGAAAGCUGCUGGUGAAUCCCCAUCACAGGAGCAGUUUCCUGGAGGGGAGACUGAGGUGCAGGCCCUCCUGGAGAACCAGGAGGCACCACCAGUGAGCAGGGAGGCUGUCUCACAAGAGAGUCCUCAGACCCUCAAUGCAGGGAGAGGUGAAGAGCAGCUGCCGGAACGUAGCCCCUCACCAGCUGUAGGCAACACAGACCAGCCUUUGCAGCAAGAACAACCCAAAGGGACAGUAGUGGACAGCUCUGCCGGCGACAUUGCCACCCAGAGCCACAACCCUCAAGUGGACCUGCCUGUCGCUCACAGUAAUACAUUAGCGGGUCAGGAGUCGCCAAACCAAAUGUCUCUUGCCAAACAAAGACCCUCAGAAGCUUCCGUGCAAAGUGCCUCAAGUCCUGACGACGCGAGUGCUCCCCACUUCUCUGUGGCUUUGCUGGCAGGAGGGCCGCCUCUAGAGCAGCAGCAUGGGCCUCCCAGUACAGACUCGUUCUCGACACCAGGACCAAACCUUGCUCCUCCUGGCGAUGUGUCCGAGACCGUCCACGUGCCUGCGUUGUGUGCGGUGACAGCGCUCGAUACUCUCUCCCUGCCUCCCCAGGAUGGGAGGCGACGGCCUUCUAACAUCUCUCAGUAUGACAACAUCUCCGAAUUGGAGUACAACGAGGGUAACCCGUCUGGGCGGGAGCCCAGUUCAGAGCUGCUUCGUGGUGCAGCACCACAACACAAGCCAGACUUAAAACCCUCCCUCCCCAAGUCUGCGUCUGUGGGUGAGAUUGCAGAUCUGGGGGUGCACUCAGGAGGGAGCACAGAUUCGGUGCAGCAGGCAGUAGGACCAGGCCACCCAGCCUUCCACUUGCUUCCUCACCAGAGACUGACUGGUGGUGGCGGCAGUGUGCCGAUCUUAUCCAUGCUUGACUCUGGGGCAGCUCAGCUGGCAGAGGGGCUACAUGACCGACCCCUGUCAUCCCCGGCUUUACAAGGGCAGUUCAGCCCCUACAGAAUAGUAAAGACAAACACCCCGCUUCAUGUGGCUCAUGCUACGGAGCAGGACUUCUCGAACCAAAAAAGUAUGGCAUUGCCUUUGCAAGAGGGCGGUCAUCAUGUACGGGCCACCCUUACAGCAGCUGAUGGAGGCCCACGUCCUGCGGCUGUGGAACACGAGGCUCUGGCUGCCAGUCGGAAUGCGCAGAAAUCUCUAAAUGCAUUGAGAGAGCCCCGUCCCACGCUAAGCCCAAAGCCAAAAAUACCGCCCCAGGUUGCCAAAGCCCACUCAGAGAACAGUUUCUAUCCAGCCUGCCCUUCUGCAAUGCAAAUGUCCAAAUCGGUGACAUUUUAGCAGGGGUCGGGGUGAGGAGGGGAAAGAAACAAUAGAAUUGCAUUGUCUAUUCAUGAGACAUCCUUGUAAAGGUUUGCAAUGAAAAGCCCAGGGUAGAGAGGACAGGAGGCAAUCCUGUGCCAAGCUGCGUUUGGUACGAGUGCUGGGGGGCAGCGUGUGGCAUGGAAUCGGCCCUGUGGCCAACAGACAAUGUAUUGGUGCCAGAGGGGUUAAAAAGUCUG